This is a messenger RNA of Lactuca virosa, 2056 nucleotides long. The record is from the annotation of a GenBank genome assembly. Lineage: Eukaryota; Viridiplantae; Streptophyta; Magnoliopsida; Asterales; Asteraceae.
AAGUAAUCUCUAACUUCUCCUGGUUCAAUAUUUGCAUACACACCACCUUUACAACAAAAAAGAACACCCAAAACUCCGACAAUAUGGUGACAAUGGGGCGAACCUUAACCAGCUUGUUAUUUCUGUUUUCGAGCAUAGUCUCUUUGGCAUAUGCAAAAACUCACUAUCAUGACUUCGUCGUUCAAGAAACGAAAGUGACACGCCUGUGCAAAACCCAGACUGUUAUGACGGUGAAUGGGCAAUUACCAGGACCGACCUUGGAAGUGAACAAUGGUGAUAGUUUGGUGAUAAAUGUCGUCAAUAGAGCUAAAGAUAACGUUACCAUUCAUUGGCACGGUGUUAGGCAAAUAACAACAGCAUGGGCAGAUGGACCCGAGUUCAUCACUCAAUGUCCGAUUAGACCAGGAGGGAGUUACACGUACAGGUUCACAAUUUCAGGGCAAGAAGGAACGCUAUGGUGGCAUGCACAUAGCUCGUGGGUCAGAGCCACUGUUUAUGGUGCUCUUGUUAUUCGCCCUAAACAAGGAGAUUCAUAUCCGUUUCAGAAGCCAAAACGUGAAUCAGUCGUGGUUCUUGGUGAAUGGUGGAAUGCUAACCCGCUCAAUGUUAUAAGGGAAGCCAUGAGAACAGGAGGAGGUCCGAAUAUUUCUGAUGCGUUUACCAUCAAUGGUCAACCUGGCGAUCUCUAUAACUGCUCCAGCAAAGAUACUGUCAUAGUUCCAGUGGAUUCAGGAGAGACGAACCUGAUGAGGGUGAUCAAUGCCGGUUUAAAUCAACAGCUUUUCUUCACGAUAGCUAACCACAAGUUCACCGUCGUGGGGGCGGAUGCAUCAUACGUGAAACCCUUCACCACUUCGGUGCUCAUGCUCGGACCUGGCCAAACCACUGAUGUACUCAUCAAAGCCGACCAGCCACCAGCUCGAUACUACAUUGCCGGACGAGCUUACGCCAGUGCACAAGGAGUUCCAUUCGACAACACUACCACAACCGCCAUUUUGGAGUACAAAACCGCCCCAUGUCCGGCAAAGGGUGUGUCUUCAAAGCCCGUUAUGCCCUCUCUCCCAGCUUAUAAUGACACCGCCACCGCCACCGUCUUCAGCACCAGUUUCCGGAGCCCGAAAAAAGUGGAGGUUCCUACUGACAUCGACGUCAAUAUGUUUAUUACUGCCGGCCUUGGAAUACUUCAAUGCCCACCUACAGCGCCGGCCAGUACGUGUCAGGCUCCAAACAGGACGCGAUUCACUGCGAGCAUGAACAACGUAUCUUUUGUGCUCCCAUCCAAUUUCACCAUCCUCCAAGCACAUCACCUCGGCGUUCCCGGAGUUUUCACCACUGACUUUCCGGCGAACCCUCCGGUGACCUUUGAUUACACUGGUAAUGUACCCCAGUCUCUAUGGCAACCUAUACGAGGCACCAAGGUCUACAAGUUAAAAUAUGGAGCAACGGUGCAGAUUGUGUUGCAAGGUACUAACAUCUCCACGGCCGAGAACCACCCAAUCCAUCUUCAUGGAUAUGAUUUCUACAUAAUCGCAGAAGGAUUUGGAAACUUCAAUCCGGCAACCGACACAUCUAAAUUCAACCUCGUGGAUCCACCUCUAAGAAAUACCGCUAGUUUACCGGUCAGUGGGUGGGCAGUCAUUAGAUUUGUUGCUGAUAAUCCAGGUUCCUGGAUUAUGCACUGUCACUUGGAUGUUCACAUCGGGUGGGGUUUGGCAACCGUGUUGUUAGUAGAAGAUGGGCUGGAAGUAUCGCAGAAAUUACAGAAACCACCAGCAGACUUACCCGUCUGUUAAAUUAAAUUAUAGCAUUCUCAAGAAUAUUAAUUUGUUGUAUUGCCCCACAUUGGGGAAUAGUUGGGAUACUCUCAUUUUGUUUUUCAUUUUGUUUUUCUUUUGUUAAUUAUGGCAUUUCUAGAGCCAGCUUCACCAACGGAAGAAGGUGAAGAGCUUAGAAUAUACGAAGCAUAUUGUAUUUUAGAUUCAAAGACGAUCAAACAUAUUCACAUAUAUACCUAUGUACCUUGUUUCGAAUGCAAUAAGAUCAUCAUUAUUUCGGU